UUAAACAUAAAUUUACAGACAUUUUGUUGCCAAGUAACCGCUUACUUUAAUAUAAAAAUGGGAAGUGUUCAAUUUAGGUGAAUAGAUACUUAUAUAUAAAAUUAUCUGAUAACGUUAUAACUGAUAAUCAUUAUGACCUGAACGUAUAGGAUUUAGUAUUUUCAAUACCUCACUGUACAUAAAUGAUACUCUUUAAGACUAGUGCUUAAGAUAAACCAGAAAAAUGGACGAACGUAUUAUCACAACAAAUAAAGUUAAUUUUCCCAAUAUUCUUGGAUUAGGAAAAUGGUUAUUCGAUCAACUACAAAAGGCUGCAAGUAAAAAUAAGAUAGCUCAAAUCCUUGCGGAAACUGGAGAAACCGAUUCUUACGCCUCAUUACUCGAAAGAUGCAUAAGAACGGCCAUAACUUUAAAGAAGAAAGGCAUUGAGCAGGGCGAUAUAAUAUGUUCGUGUACAAACAACCAUUUAAACAGUUGCGUCCCAUUAAUUGCAACACAAUUUAUUGGAGGAGUGUAUGCAUCUCUGGAUCCGAGUUUGUCAGAAUUCGACAUGAGACUUUUACUGACCCAAGUGAGACCCAAGAUUAUAUUCUCUAAUUUGGAAAGUGCACCUAUUUUAGAAGAGAUUUUGCGGUCCGAGGGUACCGAUUGUGAAAUAGUCGUGUUCGGAGAAAGUGAUGAGUACACAGAAUUUGCUCAGUUUCUUGGCCAACAGCCCGAAGAAAGUGAUUUUAAUCCGGUUGAAAUUGAUAUAACGACCACAGCCUUCAUGUUUUUCAGCAGUGGCACCACCGGAUAUCCGAAAGCAAUUUGUUCGAAACAUUCAAAUUUUAUGACUCUCUUGGACUUGAACAGUAUUCUGAAGCAGACUCUUGAUUAUGAACGUGUUGCAUUCGAAGCGAAGCUAAGGGGGAAUAUGCCGGAAGUAAAUAUGUGGUACACCACUUAUUAUUGGUUGUCAGCAGUGUCGGUUUUGUUUCAUGCUAUUUUAUUUGAAGGAAUUUCGAUAAUAUGUGAUAAAUUUAACACUACACAGUUAUGGACUUUCAUAGACAAAUACAAUGUUCAUACGCUCAUGCUAUCUUCCACUAAAGCAAUACAAAUGUGCAAAUCUGAGAAACCACAAAAUGUAGAUGUAAGUCGUUUAAUGAGGCUUGUGAUUGGUGGCAAUAAAACUCAUGAAGAAUUCGUCUUGGGUCUGCGAAAUAUGUUACCUAACACUACUGUAUUUCAAAUGUAUGGUCUAACUGAAGCUGGUGUGUGCACAAUAUUUUUGCCGCCAAUUAAGUCCCACAUGAUAAGUAUUAGAAAUAAACCAAAUUCCGUGGGAUAUCCUGUUAAUGGUUUUACAUUUAAAAUUGUAGAUAUAGAAACGGAAGAGAUACUUGGUGCUAAUGAAGUGGGUGAAAUUAGAAUAAAAUCCGACACUGUAAUGAAUGGUUAUUACAAAUUGGAUUCGUCGUUUUGUUUUGAUAAAGACGGUUUCCUGAAAACUGGCGACAGCGGUUAUUACGAUGAGGAACGGUGUUUCUAUAUAGAAGAUAGACUGAAAGAGGUUCUUAAAUAUAGAGACUGGCACGUUCAGCCACUUAUUAUUGAGCAAGAAAUCCUUACGCAUCCGGAUGUGCGAGAGGCAAUUGUUAUAGGUGUACCUCAUCCCGAAGAUGGUGAACAUCCUUUAGCAAUUGUAGUUAUAGACGAAAAUUCUUCACUUACCCCAGAGGAACUAAUAAAUUAUGUUGACCAAAAAGUGGACGACAGAAAAAGGUUAAGGGGUGGAGUCAAAUUUGUAAAUGAAUUACCUAAAACACCAUCAGAUAAAAUCAAGAGAAUGGAAGUGAAGAAAUGGGUAAACGAGGGAAAAAUAUAAUCUUGGUGAACACUUAAUAAAAAAAUAUAAAUAAUUCUGUUGUUAAGUAUUUUAUUGAAUGUUACUGUGAAUUUUUAUACAAAAGGAAAUUAUUUACCAUUACUUGAUUAGAAAUAAAUAAAAUAUAUAAUUCUUAA
Molecule: messenger RNA, 2007 nt
Organism: Aethina tumida (small hive beetle)
Lineage: Eukaryota; Metazoa; Arthropoda; Insecta; Coleoptera; Nitidulidae
Product: luciferin 4-monooxygenase
Exons: 4
Coding region: 224-1870 (548 amino acids)
Biological process (GO): fatty-acyl-CoA biosynthetic process; long-chain fatty acid metabolic process
Molecular function (GO): long-chain fatty acid-CoA ligase activity
Source: RefSeq, a predicted model, not a curated record